Molecule: messenger RNA, 627 nt
Organism: Ostertagia ostertagi
Lineage: Eukaryota; Metazoa; Nematoda; Chromadorea; Rhabditida; Trichostrongylidae
Source: the annotation of a GenBank genome assembly
AUGAUUGGUUAUGUAGCAUUUGCACUUGGACAAUAUAUUGUAACAGAUAACAACUUGCUCUCGCUAUUGGUACAUUCGAAGAUCAUAGCUGGUGUUGCGGGUGUUGGAAUCAUAUUGUGCAGUGCAGCAAGCUCUAUCGGAGUAUUUUCUUUGUAUGGCAUCGGGACAUCGAAGGCGGCUCUCGUAGUGCUUGUGUUUGUAGUUUUGGCCGUAGGAGUGAACAGAACCUUCAUUAUUGUGCAAGCAUAUCAGAGACUAGAAGACACCACUGACCAGUCAGUAGAAGAUCGAAUAGCCCGAGUAUGUGGUCAGGUGAUGCCUUCGAUGCUUUUGAGCACGCUAACGGAGAGCUUAUGCUUUUUUGUUGGUGCCAUUUCUGAUAUGCCGGCUGUUCGUGGAUUUUCAUUGUUUGCUGGACUUGCCGUAAUAUUCGACUUUAUCUUCCAAAAUACAAUAUUCUUAGCCAUCUUUGUAUGGGAUUGCAAACGUGAAGAGGAGGGAAAACCGGAGUUAAUGUAUCACCGUAAGCUUGAUACAGAACGAGUUGAAAGUGAGGGCUAUAUCUAUGAAGUGAUGCAAAAGUAUGCGGCUCCUCAACUAAUGCGCAAAUGGAUGCGUAUGACGGUG